Molecule: messenger RNA, 1386 nt
Organism: Adineta steineri
Lineage: Eukaryota; Metazoa; Rotifera; Eurotatoria; Adinetida; Adinetidae
Source: the annotation of a GenBank genome assembly
AUGGCUUCGAGAAAAGUAUGUCUACUGCUUUUACUUUUAUUCACUACACAAUCAUUGGAAGAACAUAUUCGAUCAUUUCAUAUGAUUUCGAUGAUUGGUCAGACUUUUAAAUGUGCUCAAACAACUUGUUUACCAUUCAUAAGUCUUAUUACAUUGAACAUUCUCGGUUGUCAAAUAGCUUGUUUGGAUCAAACAUUAUGCGAGGCAAUUAGUUUUCGUCGAUCAACUUCAAACUGUCAACUGUUUGCUGAUGUAUUAAAUCAAACGGGAAACAUGUCUUAUGAUAUGGAUGUGGUGACUAUGACUGAGAUUUCAACAACACGAUUUUCCUCCGAACAUUAUAUAACAAUAGCAUCGUCGUCGUCAUCAACAACAACAACAACAUCAGUGCCAGGAUGGAUAACUAGUGGAAAUAUGACUGUCCCACGACGUUUACACGCUGCAUCCACAUUAGGAAAUGGAAAAGUGUUAGUUACUGGUGGAUAUAAUGGUAUUAAUUAUUAUAAUAGUGCUGAAUUGUAUGAUUCAUCGACAGGUAUUUGGAUAAGCACAGGGAAUAUGAGUACCCCACGAUAUUCUCAUACAGCAUCCCUACUAGCAAAUGGAAGCGUAUUAGUUAUUGGUGGAACUGAUGGCAGCACUGCUCUCAAUAGUGUUGAAUUAUAUGAUCCAUCAAGUGGUAAUUGGACAAUAACAGGAAGCAUGAAUAACGCACGACAAUAUCAUACGGCAACUAAACUGGCAAAUGGAAAAGUGCUAGUUACUGGUGGAUCUAAUAAUGGUGUUGUCCUCAAUAGUGCUGAAUUAUAUGAUCCCGUAACAGGCAGCUGGACAGUCACAGGAACUAUGACUAUCGCACGACAAUAUCAUACUGCAUCCAUAUUAGCAAAUGGAACAGUAUUAGUUAUCGGUGGAUCCAACACUGGUUCUGCUGUCAAUACUGCUGAGUUAUAUGAUCCAUCAAAUGGCAUUUGGAGAACUAUACAGAAUAUGAAUAGUCCACGACAAUAUCAUACUGCAUCGAUAUUAGCAAAUGGACAAAUAUUAGCUGCAGCUGGAUAUAAUUCUGGUGGUACUCUCAAUACUGCUGAACUAUAUAAUCCGUUAACAGGCACCUGGACAUUCACCGUGAAUAUGAAUACUCCACGGCAACGUCAUACCGCAUCCGUAUUAGCAAAUGGAAAAGUGAUAGUUGCUGCUGGAUCUAAUGGUAGUUUUAUCAAUACUGCUGAAAUAUAUGAUCCAGCAACAAAUACUUGGACAAAUACAGGAAACAUGAACGAAGCACGACAAUUUCAUACAGCAUCGAUAUUAGCAAAUGGAACACUGUUAAUUGCUGGUGGAUAUAAUACUGGUGGUGCUUUGAAAACCACUGAAAUGUACUGA